Messenger RNA from Pangasianodon hypophthalmus (striped catfish), 641 nucleotides. RefSeq names its product fatty acid-binding protein, brain. The coding region runs from base 87 to 476 and encodes 129 amino acids. Gene Ontology annotation, cellular component: cytosol; nucleus. Gene Ontology annotation, molecular function: fatty acid binding. Gene Ontology annotation, biological process: fatty acid transport. NCBI's taxonomy places the organism in Eukaryota, Metazoa, Chordata, Actinopteri, Siluriformes, Pangasiidae. The transcript is spliced from 4 exons. The record is from RefSeq and is a predicted model, not a curated record.
CAGCUCAACAGAAGUGAGAUCUACUUGGAAGAGCAUCAUUUUUGUAGUUUUCUAAGUAAACACAAGCCCGAAACUACAUUAGAAAAAUGGAAGUCUUCUUUGGAACAUGGAAACUCGUCAAAAAAGUGAACUUUGAUGAGUACUUGGUAGCAAUUGGUAUUUUACAUGAAAUGAACAAUGAUGUGAUUAAACCAACUGACACUUUUUACCAAGAUGGCGAACAUAUGGUCUUCACAAUAAAGAACAGCCACUUUACCAGAGAUGUGAGGUUCAAACUGGAUGAGGCAUUCUAUGAGGAUACCAAGGAUGGGAGACUCUGCCAUAGUGUCAUAAGCCUUAAGGGAGGUCAACUGGUACAGGUACAGAAGUGGGAUGGAAAAGAAACCACGAUUAUCCGUGAGAUCAAGGGUAGCAACAUGAUUAUGACAUUGAAAUUUGAUGGCGUGGAAGGAGUGCGCAUCUAUGAGAAAGUUUAACCGUUAAUCAGUGAUCUUCUUUGCCCUUUCUUCUACACUGGCCUGCAUUCUGAAAUACCUUUCAGGAAGCAAAUAAUGUUACACAUAUAACUUUAAGCUUAAUUGAUUGCAAUACUAAUAAAUCAAUCAAUAAAGGACUGACGAACAACAUCCUCAGCCAGUUAA